This is a messenger RNA of Cavia porcellus (domestic guinea pig), 3892 nucleotides long. Its product is annotated as transducin-like enhancer protein 1. Gene Ontology annotation, cellular component: nucleus; transcription regulator complex. Gene Ontology annotation, molecular function: protein binding; transcription corepressor activity. The transcript has 21 exons. The record is from RefSeq and is a predicted model, not a curated record. Lineage: Eukaryota; Metazoa; Chordata; Mammalia; Rodentia; Caviidae. Gene Ontology annotation, biological process: regulation of DNA-templated transcription; negative regulation of canonical Wnt signaling pathway. The coding region runs from base 965 to 3403 and encodes 812 amino acids.
GCGGGCGGCUCCGGGAGCGGCAGCGCCGGCGGCACGGUGCCCCCCGCGUCCCCGAGGCUGCCCACGGCACUACCCCCAGCCUCGUCGGACCGGCCGGGACUCGGCGGCCCCGCGCCGGGGGCACUGCUCCGGACUCGCCCGCGGAGUUUGCCCGUCUGGAGCGGGGCUGAGCGGGAAGCACUGCCGCCGUCCUCGGCGUCCGGUGGAUGUCGUCUCCCGGAGCGUGAGAGAACUUCGCGGCGGCCCGGAGCACCUCGGGCAGAGAGGGAGCCCGCGGUCGGAGAAGAGGAACGCCGCGGGGCCAGGGCGCGAGCCGGGGCCGGAGCGGGGCGCAGUGGCCCGAUGCGCGCGAGAGAGGAGCGGCCGCGGGCGCUUCGACUCGCCCGCACGUAGUGGCCCGGGCUGACCGCGGCGCCGACUCACCCGGCGCACCUCCGCAUUCCGCUUCCCUCGUCCGCGACCGCCCACCGACCCGACCCGACCCGACCCGAUCCCUUGGCCUCGCCGGAGCCGUUGAGCGCCCGGCCGAAGACUCAACCCGAACCUGCGGGAGUUGGCCGGGGUCGCUGCUGGCUUGUUGGUGUGGGGCUCCCUGGGUCGCUGCGCCACCUGCCCCUCGCUGGUCGCCACAGCUGUCGCGGGAAAGCCGGAGCGGAGCGAGCCUGCCGACCCGUCGGAUCCCGAGGGGAGCACACCAGGCCCUCGCCCCAGCUCCGCGCCAGUAGCCGAGGCCCGCGGUGGGAGCGCGCCCGCGUCGCCGCGCACGUUCGCGGGCAGCCGGGGCGCGAUGUGGCCCUGAGGGCGGGAGGCCGUCUUUGCCCGACCAGGAGCCCGGUGUUGAUCCGGCUGGUGCGCCCCGCUCCUGCCUGCUCUCCUGGCUUAAUUCUCUUCGGUGGGAUUAAAGUUAGAGAUUGCGCGGAGAAUCGAGUUGUCCGGGAACAGAGCCUCGGCCGCCGCCAGAGCGAUGUUCCCGCAGAGUCGGCACCCGACGCCGCACCAGGCUGCAGGCCAGCCGUUCAAAUUCACGAUCCCGGAAUCUCUGGAUCGGAUUAAGGAGGAAUUUCAGUUCCUGCAGGCCCAGUAUCACAGCCUUAAACUGGAGUGUGAGAAACUGGCCAGUGAAAAGACAGAAAUGCAGAGGCAUUAUGUGAUGUAUUAUGAAAUGUCAUAUGGAUUAAAUAUUGAAAUGCAUAAACAGUACUGGGGAUCAAACUCAGGACCACCUGAUUGCAAGGCAGGUGCUUAUGCCGCUGAGCUAAAUCCCCAGCCCCUCCUACCUGAUGUUUUAAGUAAGACUGAGAUCGCCAAGAGAUUGAACACGAUUUGUGCACAAGUCAUCCCAUUUCUGUCUCAGGAACAUCAACAACAGGUGGCCCAGGCUGUGGAACGUGCCAAACAGGUGACCAUGGCAGAGUUGAAUGCCAUCAUCGGGGUACGUGGCCUACCAGGUCUACCUCCCACACAGCAGCAGUUGCAAGCUCAGCACCUCUCGCAUGGCCAUGGACCUCCAGUACCCCUCACUCCGCACCCUUCGGGACUGCAGCCUCCUGGUCUCCCGCCCCUGGGGGGCAGUGCCAGCCUUCUCGCACUGUCCAGUGCUCUGAGUGGGCAGUCUCACUUGGCAAUAAAAGAUGACAAGAAGCACCAUGACGCAGAGCACCACAGAGACAGAGAGCCGGGCACAAGUAAUUCUCUCUUGGUUCCAGACAGUCUAAGAAGUACAGAUAAACGCAGAAAUGGACCUGAAUUUUCCAAUGACAUCAAGAAAAGGAAGGUGGAUGAUAAAGAUUCCAGCCACUAUGACAGUGACGGUGACAAAAGUGAUGACAACUUAGUCGUGGAUGUGUCUAAUGAGGACCCUGCUUCCCCUCGUGCAAGUCCUGCCCAUUCACCCCGGGAAAAUGGAAUUGACAAAAACCGCUUGCUCAAGAAAGAUGCAUCCAGCAGCCCAGCGUCCACGGCCUCUUCGGGAAGUUCUACCUCUUUGAAAUCCAAAGAAAUGAGCUUGCAUGAAAAAGCCAGCACGCCUGUUCUAAAAUCCAGCACACCGACGCCUCGGAGCGACAUGCCAACGCCGGGCACGAGCGCCGCUCCAGGACUCCGGCCAGGCCUCGGCAAGCCGCCAGCCAUGGAGCCCCUCGUCAAUCAAGCGGCAGCUGGCUUGCGGACACCUCUGGCAGUCCCUGGCCCGUAUCCCGCGCCCUUUGGAAUGGUGCCCCAUGCUGGCAUGAAUGGCGAGCUGACCAGUCCUGGCGCUGCCUACGCCGGCCUGCACAACAUGUCGUCCCAGAUGAGUGCUGCCGCCGCUGCCGCUGCCGUCGUGGCCUACGGCCGCUCCCCCAUGGUUGGGUUUGAUCCUCCGCCCCACAUGAGAGUACCUACCAUCCCUCCCAACCUGGCAGGAAUCCCCGGGGGUAAACCAGCCUACUCCUUCCACGUCACUGCGGAUGGCCAGAUGCAGCCGGUCCCCUUCCCCCCAGACGCCCUCAUCGGACCUGGAAUCCCCCGCCAUGCCCGCCAGAUCAACACGCUCAACCACGGAGAGGUGGUGUGCGCGGUCACUAUCAGCAACCCCACGAGACACGUGUACACGGGCGGCAAGGGCUGUGUCAAGGUGUGGGACAUCAGCCACCCUGGCAACAAGAGUCCGGUCUCCCAGCUGGACUGCCUGAACAGAGAUAAUUACAUCCGCUCCUGUAAAUUGCUGCCUGAUGGCUGCACCCUCAUCGUGGGAGGGGAAGCCAGUACUCUGUCCAUCUGGGACCUGGCGGCUCCGACCCCGCGCAUCAAAGCAGAGCUGACGUCCUCGGCCCCCGCCUGCUAUGCCCUGGCCAUCAGCCCCGACUCCAAGGUCUGCUUCUCGUGCUGCAGCGACGGCAACAUUGCGGUGUGGGACCUGCACAACCAGACACUGGUGAGGCAAUUCCAGGGCCACACGGACGGAGCCAGCUGUAUUGACAUUUCCAACGACGGCACCAAGCUCUGGACGGGUGGCUUGGACAACACGGUCAGAUCCUGGGACCUGCGCGAGGGGCGGCAGCUGCAGCAGCAUGACUUCACCUCGCAGAUCUUCUCCCUGGGCUACUGCCCGACUGGGGAGUGGCUGGCCGUGGGCAUGGAGAGCAGCAACGUGGAGGUCCUGCAUGUGAACAAGCCUGACAAGUACCAGCUGCACCUCCAUGAGAGCUGUGUGCUGUCCUUGAAGUUCGCUUAUUGUGGUAAGUGGUUUGUGAGUACUGGAAAAGACAACCUCCUCAACGCGUGGCGGACCCCUUACGGAGCCAGCAUCUUCCAGUCCAAAGAGUCCUCGUCAGUGCUGAGCUGCGACAUCUCUGUGGAUGACAAGUACAUAGUCACUGGUUCCGGGGACAAGAAGGCCACCGUCUAUGAAGUCAUCUACUGAAAACAUGGCUUAACAUUACAGUUGAAUUGGGCCAAAAUGUUUGAAUUUGUAGAAAUAGAGAAGUUGUCACUUCAAAAGAAAAAACCACAUCCAAGAACAUAAAACCCAGUUUCCAGACCCUGACACAAUCCUCUGAGUCUACAAAGAGGCACGAUGAGGCCACUGCUGUCGCCGGCUGCCUGCCUAGCCCUGGGAGCAUCACUACAGCGCAGACCUGGCCGGGCGCAGGCUGAGGAACAGACCUGCAAUUCCAGCUGCGCCCUGCCUUCCCUGGGAUCUGAGGCCUGUGCCUUGCAGUGUGAGGCUACUUUCUGUUCUGUGCAGCUCACCUCGAGUUCUGUCCUUCAUCGAGCAGUGGUGUCUCCAAUGAACCUGUUUCCUGGUUUUGCAUCUUGUGAAAUGUUUUUUUGUAUUUUUGUUGAAGGUUAAACAUUUGUAUAAAUUGUAAAUAUAUUUGGUUUAUUACAGUAAAGGCUUUAGUACCAAUAA